GAUGUGCCAGUGUCUGUGAUUGUAAUUGGUAACAAAGUUACAGGUACUGCUAACAGUACACUGUUAAUACGAGGAAAAGCUAAAUAUUAGAAGUUGAUGAAAGUCCAUAUGUAACUUUUUCCCAUGCGAAUUCGACUUACAGGCCCCUUAGGGCGCACGGACCACAGGUUAAGGCCCCCUUGAAGGGGCAAGAGUUUGGGAGAAGCGCCAGUGUGGGUUUUCAGUCCUGGGAGGUGAGCCGAGGGGUAGGCACGCAUGGGCGCUCAGAAAAGGGAAGGCAGAGGCGCCUCUCCGGCUGGGCCUGCGGAGGGGUGACCCACACGCCCCUCCCCUCGCUUCCUCGGCCUGGUUUCACGCGACUGGAGGAAGUUAAAGACCCGCGUGGCUGAAGAGCAGCUCACAGUUCCCAGCGUCUGCUCCGGCGGUGUCCAGCGCCCAGAAUGCGGCUUCUGGUCCUGAUAUGGGGUUGCCUGGUGCUCCCAGGUUAUGAAGCCCUGGAGGGCCCGAAGGAAAUCAGUAGGUUCGAAGGGGACACUGUGUCCCUGCGGUGCACCUAUAGGGAAGAGCUGAGGGACCACCGGAAGUACUGGUGCAGGAAGGGUGGGCUCCUCUUCCCUCGCUGCUCUGGCACCAUCUAUGCGGGAAAAGAAGGCCAGGAGACGACAGAGGGCAGGGUGUCCAUCCAUGACAACCGCCAGGAGCUCUCGCUAAUUGUGACACUGUGGAACCUCACCCUACAAGACGCUGGGAAGUACUGGUGUGGGGUCGAAAAACGGGGCCCCGAUGAGUCUUUACUGAUAUCUCUGUUCGUCUUUCCAGGACCCUGCUGUCCUCCCUCCCCUUCUCCCACCUUCCAGCUUCUGGCUACAACACGCCUGCAGCCCAAGGCAAAAACUCAGCAAACCCAGCCCCCAGGAUUGACUUCUCCUGGGCUCUACCCAGCAGGAACCACAGCCAAGCAGGGGAAGACAGGGGCUGAGGCCACUCCAUUCCCAGGGACUUCCCGGUACGGGCACAAAAGAACUUCUCAGUACGCAGCAACCUCUCCUCAUGCAGCGACCUCUCCUCCUGCAGGGAGCUCCCGCCCCCCAAAGCAGCUGGACUCCACCUCAGCAGAGGAUGCCAGUCCAGCUCUCAGCAGCGGCAGCUCUAAGCCCAGGGUGUCCAUCCCAAUGGUCCGCAUACUGGCCCCAGUCCUGGUGCUGCUGAGCCUUCUGUCAGCCGCAGGCCUGAUCGCCUUCAGCAGCCACCUGCUCCUGUGGAGAAAGGAAGCUCGACAGGACAUGGAGACACAGAGGAAUGAGAAGGUCUACCUCUCACACUUGCCACUGGGGAAUGGCCGGGACACAGAGGACGCCGUGAUCAACAUUGCAGGGUCCAUGGGGCCUCUCACCAUCCCUGAGCCCUCUCCCGGCCUCCACACAGAGAUCCAGUAUCUAAGCCAGACUACAGAGGAAGAGGAAGCCCCUUCCCAGGCCCCCGAGGGGGACGUGAUCUCGAUGCCUCCCCUCCACACAUCUGAGGAGGAGCUGGGUUUCUCGAAGUUUGUCUCAGUGUAGGGCAGGAGGCCCUCCUGGCCAGGCCAGCCGUGAAGCAGUGUGGCUGGCUGGAUCAGCACUGAUUCGCGAAAGCUUUCCACCUCAGCCUCAGAGUCCAGCUGCCUGGACUCCAGGCUCUCCCAACCCUCCCCAGGCUCUCCUCCUGCAUGCUCCAGCCUGACCUAGAAGUGUUUGUCAGCCCCGAAGCCCAGAGCGGUGGCCUUGCCCUUCCAGCUGGAGACUGGGACAUCCCUGAUAGGUUCACAUCCCUAGGCAGGGCACCAGGCUGCUGACCCUCAGCAGGGCCAGGCAAGGCUCAGUGGAUCUGUCCUGAGUUUCUAUCUGCCACAAACUCUCCUGGGCCUCAUGCCCAGUGUCGGACCUGCCUUCCUCCCGCUCCAGACCCCACCUUGUCCUCCCUCCCUGGCGUCCUCAGACUUAGUCCCACGGUCUCCUGCAUCAGCUGGUGAUGACAAGGAGCAUGCUGGGGUGAGACUGGGAUUCUGGCUCCUCUUUGAACCCCCUGCAUCCCAGCCCUUCAGGAAGCCUGUGAAAAAUGUGAUUCCUGGGCCAACCAAGACCCACCAAAACCAUCUCUGGGACUUGGUGCAGGACUCUGAAUUUCUAACAAUGCCCAGUGACUGUCGCACUUGAGUUUGAGGACCAGCGGGCCUGAUGAACGCUCAGACCCCUCCAGCUUAGAGUCUGCAUUUGGGCUGUGACGUCUCCCACCUGCCCCCAUAAGAUCUGCUCUGUCCGUGACACCAUGACCCAGCUGGGCACUCCCCUGAGGCCUGCCUAAGUCCAAGCCUGGAUCAGGUCAGGUGCACAUUGCAGGGAUAAGCCCAGGACCAGCCGAGAGUGGUUGCUUUCCAUUCACCCUCCCUGGCCAUGCCUUCUUGCCUUUGGAAAAAUGAUGAAGAAAACCUUGGCUCCUUCCUUGUCUAGAAAGGGCUACUUGCCUAUGGGCUCUGGUGGCUAGAGAGAAGAGUAGGAAACCAGAGUGCAUGUGGGUGUCUAAUACGGAGGAGAGUAGGAACAGGGCGGAUACCUGAAGGUGACUCCGAGUCCAGCCCCCUGGAGGAGGGGUCAGGGAGUAGGGGUAAAGUAGCACAACUACUGUUUUUUUUUCUUUUUCUAUUAUUAUUGUUUUUUAAGACAGAAUCUCGCUCUGCCACCCAGGCUGGAGUGCAGUGGCACGAUCUGCAACCUCCGCCUCCCACGUUCAAGCGAUUCUCCUGCCUCAGCCUCCCGAGUAGCUGGGAUUACAGGCACGCACCACCACACCUGGCUAAUUUUUGUAUUUUUAGUAGAGACAGGGUUUCACCAUGUUGGCCAGGCUGGUCUCGAACUCCUGACCUCAUAUGAUCCUCCUGCUUCAGUCUCCCAAAUUACUGGGAUUACAGGCGUGAGCCACCGCGCCUGGCCUUAUUUCUUUAAAAAGUGAAAUUAAGAGUUGUUCGGUAUGCAAAACUUGCAAAGAUGGAGAGGAAAAAGAAAAGGAAGAAAACAUGUCACCCAUUGUCUCACCAGAGACUAUCAUUAUUUCAUUUUGUUGUAUUUCCUUCCACUCUUUUCUUCUCCACAUAAUUUGCCGGUGUUCUUUUUACAGAGCAAUUAUCUUGUAUAUACAACUUUGUAUCCUGCCUUUUCCACUUUAUUGUUCCAUCACUUUAUUCCAGCACUUCUCUGUGUUUUACAGAACUUUUUAUAAAUAAAAUGUUCAUCAGCUGCGUAUUCCAUCCUA
Macaca mulatta (Rhesus monkey) is the source of this 3285-nucleotide messenger RNA. It is a transcript of the gene CD300LG, whose product is annotated as CD300 molecule like family member g. Gene Ontology annotation, biological process: protein peptidyl-prolyl isomerization; protein folding. Gene Ontology annotation, cellular component: cytoplasm; plasma membrane. The record is from RefSeq and is a predicted model, not a curated record. Gene Ontology annotation, molecular function: peptidyl-prolyl cis-trans isomerase activity; transmembrane signaling receptor activity; cyclosporin A binding. Lineage: Eukaryota; Metazoa; Chordata; Mammalia; Primates; Cercopithecidae.